AUGAAAAAGAGAGAUUAGUGCAUUCACCUUGUGAGAGUGCUGAAAUUUCACUCAACCGAGGAACACGCUUAACGGCUUAGGGUUUAUCUCCCCCUACUCCUACCAAUCACUUCUUCAACUCCGUCUCGGUGUCAAACCUGAAGAGUUCAGUUCAUCAGCGAGUCAUCGUUUCAAUAAAGAACCUGAAAUCGCAGGUGAUCAGAAAACAGAACAACAAACCUGUAAGAUCAUAUUCAAUCCUAUCUCUGAUUUCUCAAUUUGCAUUCAAAAUCUACCAUGGAAGAUAGGCUUAGCAGUUUACCAGAGGAACUCAUCUGUCACAUACUCUCUUUUCUCCCAACAAAGCAAACCAUAGCAACAAGCGUUCUCUCAAAAAAGUGGAAACCACUCUGGCGUUCUGUCCCCACUCUGUAUUUCGAUGAUACCAACUCUUCUACCAGAACCAAAGAGGACUGUGCUCGCAUUGUUCAAUCUGUUUAUGCAUUCAUCAACUCCCGAGAUCAACACCAACCUAUCCAAAACUUACGCCUCACAUUCAACGCUCGUCAUUAUGAUCCUACUAGUAUCACUGAAUGGGUUAACGUUGCGGUUGAACGAAAACUUCAGCAUCUUGAUCUUUCCCUCGGUUUACAUCCCAUUAACUUGUCUUCCAUCUUUACUUGCACUACUCUUGUGGUUCUCAAGUUGCAGGGUUUAGUGUUCAAACCGUUUUUGUUUUACUCUGUUAAUCUUCCCUUCCUUAAAGUUCUGCAUCUGCAGCUCGUGUCUUUCUCGAAAUGCGGGUGUCUUGCUCAGCUUCUUUCCGCGUGUCCGGUUCUUGAGGAUUUCAAAGCAAGGUGUACGGUUUUUAAAAACUAUUUUACUGAUAGGGAGUUUAGAACUUUGCCCAAGUUGGUUAGAGCAGAUAUUUCGAUGCGGAAUCCGCAUUUUUUGCUCAUGGAAGUGGUUAAUAAUGUUGAGUUUUUGCGAAUAUCUCAGAUGGAUUUUAUACACCAACAUUAUGGUGAAGGCGCAGGCCCCUACGUUCUCCCCAUGUUUCACAAUUUGACCCAUAUUGAACUUGUCUAUACCAGCUCUGCUAAUGAUUGGUUACAGGUGGUAGUGGAAUUGCUGAAGCAUUGCCCUAAGCUUCAUGUUCUUGUUAUUAAUCAGGAACAUUUUCUUGGAUGUAUGCGUGAUGGAUUUGAAGAAGUAGGAGAUUGGCAAUACCCGCCAUUUGUUCCUGACAACACUCUAUUAUUCCUUAAAAGAUGCUAUCUAAAUGACUAUAGAGGCACCAAAGAUGCAUUAUGAAUGCACAAGAACACAGCAAUCAGAAGAUGAUGGUCAAUGUUCAUGACGUUGGUGAUGGAAAUAUUCACGACAACCAGACUUUAGAUCUUUCUUCUCUUCUUUUCACAAUUUGCGAAGCCCUGGAUCAUCUUUUUUUUGUCGAUGACUUGCGUCAUCUUAAAUCAGUAAUUUUUAGUUCUAUGGGCUAUUGGGAUGUGGAGCCCAAUGAAGUUAGCAUGGUGAAUGUUUUGAUUGUAUGUGCUCAUAGUAGAGACAUUAAUAUGGAUCUACCACCGCAUUUGCAAGGCUGGUUAUGAUCCCUUUGUGUCCAUAA
Lotus japonicus is the source of this 1606-nucleotide messenger RNA. RefSeq names its product F-box/FBD/LRR-repeat protein At4g00160-like. The transcript is spliced from 4 exons. Gene Ontology annotation, molecular function: protein binding. The record is from RefSeq and is a predicted model, not a curated record. The coding region runs from base 277 to 1293 and encodes 338 amino acids. Lineage: Eukaryota; Viridiplantae; Streptophyta; Magnoliopsida; Fabales; Fabaceae.